AUGCCUCAGACAGACAAGCAAGUAUGCAUCCCACCGGAGCUGCCGGAACUGCUGAAGCAGUUCACCAAAGCUGCCAUUCGAACGCAGCCUCAGGAUCUCAUCCAGUGGGCGGCCGAGUAUUUUGGGGCCAUGUCCCGUGGAGAGAUGCCCCCAGUGAGAGAGAGGUCUGAGCAAGUCACUUUGUCCAACUGGGCUGAGCUGACCCCCGAGCUGUUGAAGGUCCUGCAUUCUCGGGUUGCUGGCCGACUGAUCAUCCACGCAGACGAGCUGGCCCAGAUGUGGAAGGUGCUGAAUCUCCCAACAGAUCUGUUUAACAGUGUGAUGAACGUGGGUCGCUUCACGGAGGAGAUCGAGUGGCUCAAGUUUUUAGCCCUUGCGUGUAGCUCUCUCGGAGUUACCAUUGCCAAAACUCUCAAGAUAGUGUGUGAAGUGCUGUCUGGCGACCAUGAUGGAGGACCGCCCCGGAUCCCCUUCAGCACCUUCCAGUUUCUCUACACGUAUAUUGCCGAAGUGGAUGGGGAGAUCUCUUCAUCCCAUGUCAGCAGGAUGCUCAACUACAUUGAACAGGAAGUAAUUGGUCCUGAUGGCUUAAUCAAGGUGAAUGACUUUACUCAAAACCCUAGGGUUCGGCUGGAAUAA
Messenger RNA from Alexandromys fortis (reed vole), 639 nucleotides. It is a transcript of the gene Ropn1, whose product is annotated as rhophilin associated tail protein 1. The coding region runs from base 1 to 639 and encodes 212 amino acids. The record is from RefSeq and is a predicted model, not a curated record. Lineage: Eukaryota; Metazoa; Chordata; Mammalia; Rodentia; Cricetidae. Gene Ontology annotation, biological process: sperm capacitation. The transcript is spliced from 5 exons. Gene Ontology annotation, cellular component: motile cilium; cytoplasm.